AUGCCGGACACUGAUGCACUUCAACCAUUUCUCACCCCCGCCGAGCGCGCGGUUGUUGAAUCGUAUGGUGGGUGGACAUACUUUCUGCUAAGCUUCGGUCUCACGGUAUGGGAAGACGAUGACGCUGAGAAGGGACUGAAAAUUGUGGAGGCCCUUUCUCGAGAGGAUGAAGACUCUGAAUGA
Messenger RNA from Penicillium concentricum, 183 nucleotides. RefSeq lists its product as uncharacterized. The record is from RefSeq and is a predicted model, not a curated record. Lineage: Eukaryota; Fungi; Ascomycota; Eurotiomycetes; Eurotiales; Aspergillaceae. The transcript is spliced from 2 exons. The coding region runs from base 1 to 183 and encodes 60 amino acids.